Molecule: messenger RNA, 650 nt
Organism: Pocillopora damicornis (cauliflower coral)
Lineage: Eukaryota; Metazoa; Cnidaria; Anthozoa; Scleractinia; Pocilloporidae
Product: cannabinoid receptor 1-like
Source: RefSeq, a predicted model, not a curated record
UAUUAUUAUUAAGUAUGGAAAGGUUCUUAGCAGUUCAUAUUCACCUCAGAUAUCAAGAGCUUGUGACUCACAAGCGCGCUGUGCUUGUGGUGAUCUCUAUGUGGGUGUUUAUUGCAUUAUUAUCUUCAGUAACAUUAAGGGGGCUGCGUAGUACUCGGGAUGCUAUUGACUUAGUUAUUGCAGUAGCUAGUUUCAUUCUGACAUUCGUGUUGUACAUCGGGAUAUAUUUAACCGUUCGACGGCACAAGAAUCAGAUGCAGUCCAUACAAAUACGAGGUGAAGCUCAGUCUGAUGAGAUGAAAAACUUUGCUGGCCGCAUUAAAUCUGCAGUUGGUAUAUUCUACGUAUAUCCCGCGCAUAUAAUUUGUUAUCUGCCUUUUCAAAUUUUCUGGGCUUGUAUCAAAUUCUAUGGCUCAAGCAUUGCUCUGAAAAGACUUUUUCUUUUCCCACUGACUCUGAUCUUUCUUGAUUCAUCUUUGAACACUGUCAUUUACUGUUGGAAAUUAAUAGAUAUUCGACAAGCGAUCAUAGACGUACUACGGAACAUGUCUCGGACGGACAUCCAUUUCGCGAAAUUUGAAAUUGCUCCUCAAGUGUUUUCCCUACCAGCAACUAAACCAGUGUUUGUGACUUGUAAGAGUAGCAUGUAG